This is a messenger RNA of Anolis carolinensis (green anole), 1722 nucleotides long. RefSeq names its product zinc finger protein 24-like. NCBI's taxonomy places the organism in Eukaryota, Metazoa, Chordata, Lepidosauria, Squamata, Anolidae. Bases 584 to 1159 code for a protein of 191 amino acids. The record is from RefSeq and is a predicted model, not a curated record. The transcript is spliced from 2 exons.
CCCCCCCCAACACGCACACGCACACUCACCCCUCCUCCUCCUCCUCCUCCUCCUCCUCCUCCUCCGCUUCCUCCUUCCUCUCCCUCCCGCGCUCGCUCUGACAGGAAAAGGCGCCUCUCGUCCUGAGUCUCUCUAGGAAGACGCCUCCCUCCUCGGUGGACUUCCGCCCGGGCUCAACAUGGCAGCCGCGGGCACGAUGCCCAGAGAGGGGCGGGGCUUCUCGGCCGUCGAACGGAGCUCUAGACAGAGAGAGACGCUCCUCCUUUCUUUUCUUCCCAACGCCCAGGGUCCGCCAAUGGGCAUCCGCCUCCCUCCCUGACGUCAUCCGUCUCCGGGCAGAAUCUCCCCCGGCCCUUUCCUUCGCCGUUCCGCCAUGAACGGCCAUUCCCGGGACCUGAGGGCCAAUCUUGACCUCAGCUUGAAGGGUGGAAAGAACAUUGGAUGCCAAAAGGAAAGAGGAAAUGUGAUUUUGGGCUGAGAAUUUUGGAGUAGAGCCUGUGGAGGGAUUUCCUUCCCUUGAAAGAAAGAAGAGGAGGAAAAACAUCUUGGAUACGGUUGGGUUCUUCACCAGAGUGGUUCCAACAUGGAGAGACCCAACUCACGUGGGCCUGAAGCAGGACCUGGGGGCAGUGGGGAAUCCUGGGAAAGAACCAGACAUGAGUCCCUGAGUGUGGACCUUGACAGCUCGGACACACAGCGCCAGCGCUUCAGGCAGUCCUCCUACCAAGAGGGUGAAGGACCCAGAGGGGUUUGCAGUCGUCUCCACGAUCUGUGCCGCCAGUGGCUGAAGCCAGAGCAGCACACCAAGGCCGAGGUGCUGGACCUGGUGACCCUGGAGCAGUUCCUGAGCAUCCUGCCCCCAGAGAUGGGGAGCUGGGUCCGAGAGUGUGGGGCAGAGACCUGUUCCCAGGCGGUGGCCCUGGCGGAAGGCUUCCUCCUGAGUCGGGCCGAGGACAAGGAGCAGGAAGGACAGGUGAGAGCAUUCCCUCUGGGUUUCACUAACCUGGGGACUGAUGGACAGGUUGAACGUACAUCCUGCCUUUCUUCCAAGAUGGGACCGAUGUGCUCUUCCAGGCCCAUAAUAAUAACUCCAUGGAAGUCCCUGCACCAGAGGAAUCUCCACCAGACACCACCCAGAGUCUCAGGCAGAAGGAGCUGAAGCGGGAAGGAGACGGGGCUGCCGCCUUGCCGGGUGAGAAGGAACUCUUCUGGGAGUUUUGGGGUUUUGUGCCAGUGGAAAUCCCGCUUUGGGGAAUUUACACAGUUUGAGCUUCAGAAGGUGAACAUUUUGGGUCAUUGAGAUUGGUAUAUAUCUUAAACUUAUGUACCUAUGUACUUUGAUAAGUAUUUUAUAGAAAUGUAGUUUUAAUGUGGAUCUUUUAUAGAAAUAUUUAUUUAUUAUUUAAUUUAUAUACUGAUCUUCUCCCCAAGGGGGACCCAGAGCAGUCUUACACAAUGGCAGAAUUAAAUGCCACAUAUAAUACAACAUGCAAAAAAAAAACCCAAACAUAAAAGAAAAAUAAAAUCUGGUAUCCAAAUCAAAUUAAAACAAUUAAAACCAUGUGACCAUUACAACGGGGGAAGUUUUGAGCCAAAGUCAGAGCCCUAAUAUGCAUCUUUGUUGAAUUUUGGCAAUGUUCGUAUUUUUAAAAUUGUGUUGUAACCCGCCACAAACUGCAAGGAGAGGCAAAUAAGAAAUAAAAUUAUUGUUGUUGUUUUGUU